Pyricularia grisea is the source of this 9672-nucleotide messenger RNA. RefSeq lists its product as uncharacterized. The record is from RefSeq and is a predicted model, not a curated record. Gene Ontology annotation, cellular component: extrinsic component of membrane. The transcript is spliced from 2 exons. Gene Ontology annotation, biological process: mitochondrion organization; protein retention in Golgi apparatus; protein targeting to vacuole. Lineage: Eukaryota; Fungi; Ascomycota; Sordariomycetes; Magnaporthales; Pyriculariaceae. The coding region runs from base 1 to 9672 and encodes 3223 amino acids.
AUGUUGGAAGGGCUUGUGGCAGGCCUGAUCAACCGCUUUCUGGGCAUGUAUGUCCAGAACUUUGAUCCUGCCCAGCUCAAAGUCGGAAUUUGGUCUGGCGAUGUCAACCUAAAGAACCUCCAACUACGACGCGAAGCCCUCGAUCAGCUCAAGCUGCCCCUAAACGUCGUCGAAGGCCAUCUCGGAAACCUGACUCUCGUCAUCCCAUGGUCCAACUUGCGGGGAGCCCCCGUCAAGGUCUACAUCGAGGAUGUAUUCCUACUUGCCUCGCCAAAGGAGGAGGCCGAAUACAACGAGGAGGAGGAGGAGCGCAGGCGGCAACGCAUCAAGAUGGACAAGUUGGACUCGGCCGAGUUGCUCAAGGAAAGAUCGCAAGAAGGUCUCAGUCAAGAGGAACAGAAGCGGAGCCAAAGUUUCAUGGAGAGCUUUGCCACCAAGAUCGUCGACAAUCUCCAGGUUACGGUGAAGAACAUACAUGUGCGAUACGAGGACUCCAUAUCAGCACCAGGCCACCCUUUUGCGCUUGGAGUGACGCUCAAGGAAUUCAGCGCCGUCAGCACCGAUGGCGAGUGGCAGCCGGCCUUCAUCUCAGACUCGACCGGCACUACACAUAAGCUCGCAACCCUGGGGGCGUUGGCUGUGUACUGGAACACUGACGCAACCCUUCUUGGCACCGGCCGGGAGGCAACAACGCCAGGUGAAGAAGCACCUACUCAUCAGGAGAUUGCAGACAAGUUCAGGGCCCUAAUACCCGAGGACGACGAGAAGAACCAACCCCACCAUCAGUUCAUCCUGAAGCCUGUCAGCGGACAAGCCAAAAUCGAGCUGGACAAGUCGGGGAAGAUAACGGUACCAAAGUUCAAAGCAAAUCUACUAUUUGACGAGAUCGGACUAGUCCUUGAUGAUGACCAAUACCGAGAUGGUCUCAUGAUGGUUGAUCUGUUUCAUUACUUCAUUAGACACCAAGAGUACAAGAAAUAUCAGCCAAAAGGCGUCACUCCCAAGGAAGAUCCCAGGGCCUGGUUCAAGUUUGCUGGGGACGCGGUGCUCGCCAAAAUCCAUGAGCGUAAUCGACGCUGGUCAUGGGAGUACUUCAAAGAGCGCCGAGACGAUCGACUGCGGUACAUAGAGCUUUUCAAAAAGCGGAAGCAGAAUCCCAAUCUUGACCCUGACGAUCAUGAUGAAAUCACGCGGCUUGAGUGGAAACUUGAUUAUGAAGACCUUCGGUUCUGGAGAUCCCUUGCUCGCAAUCAGCUCAAGAAAGAGAAUGCUGCUGCCCUCAGAAAUCAGCCCAAAAAGGCAGAGCCCCAGCAGCAAGGGUGGCUCUCCUGGGUCUGGGGGGCCAAGCCAGAUGCUGAACAACAACCUGCAAAUGAUGACGAAAAUACCAAGAUCACGGAGGAGCAGCGCAAAGAGCUAUACGAAGUCAUUGACUGGGACGAGAAAACUGCACUCGCCGAGUCGAUCGAUGAACCCCGUGAGACCGUUAAGCUGCAGAUCGAAGCAUCCCUUAGUACUGGAAGCUUGACACUAAAGCAAAAUCCCCACGGUGAUUCUCGGGAUCUCGUCAGUCUUCACUUUGACCUGUUCAAAGCCAAGGCCCUGAAAAGGGUAGACUCGGUAUUCCUUGAUCUUGGCCUCGGCGGCCUUCGUGUGAACGACGGAACAACUCCCGAUACAUUCUUCCCAGAGAUUGUGAGAGUCAAAGAUGCCCCGAACAACAGAAGGAGAAAGCGGCUCUCCAUUGUAGAGCUUGAAGAUCAUAGCGAGGAAGCAUUCUUUAGACUUCAAGUCGAGCAGAACCCGCUCGAUGCCCAAGGUGACAUUGCUGUCACGGCAAAGCUCAACCCACUCGAAAUCGUGUGGAACCCGAACAUUGUUGUUGGUGUGGUGGACUUCUUUAGGCCACCAGAAAGGCAUAUGGAGUCCAUCACUGCUCUGAUGGAGUCUGCAGGAGCGACAGUCGAGGGGCUCAGAGAGCAGACCCGGGCCGGUCUUGAAUUUGCUCUCGAGGAGCACAAGACCAUCAACGCCAAACUGGAUUUGCAGGCACCCUUGAUAAUAAUCCCACAAAGCAUUACCCAAGAGAGGUCAACAUGCGUGAUCCUUGACGCUGGUCACAUCAGCGUCAACAGUGAACUUGUCGACAAGGAGAGCAUGAAGCAGAUACAAUCCAAGCAAAGCCAAACUUAUACAGACGAGGACUACAAGAGGCUUGAGUCUUUGAUGUAUGACAAGUUCAUUGUCAAGCUUACAUCUACACAACUUUUGAUCGGCCCAUCGAUUGACGAGACCAAAACCCAGCUUAUGGAAAGGGACGAGUCCAAGAUGAUGCAUGUGGUUGACAAGAUCAAUGUGGAUUUUGUGGUGGCGAUUUCGAUUCUUCCCAAAGCUCCGAACCUUACCCGGAUGAAAGUAUCCGGCCACAUGCCAGUGCUUCACGCUGUGGCAUCAGAUACCAAGUACAAAACCCUCAUGCAAAUCAUCAAUGUCGCAAUACCAAAGCUCGGGGAUGAGCCGGAAUCGACGAUGCCGGCAGAGGACAAACCGCAACCGAAAAGGCCUCGACUUUCUAGCAAAGUCUCCAGUCGCUCGGGAGUCAGGAAGUCGCAUCACCGAAAGUCUUCACAAUUCCUCAACUUUGCACCACAACAGCAGACAGCUAUAGUUCUUGAUGAUUCCAUAGACGACGAAGACGAGUUUGAGGAUGCUAGUGAGGGAUCCACCAAACAGCAGCUCAAGAUGCAGCAAAGAACCUUUGAGUUCAAGUUCGCCGUCGAUGAGCUGCGUGGAUCUUUGUAUCGAAGUGAUCCGGAGCGCAAGAAGCCGGAUGCGCUCCUUGUUGAGCUUGUGGCUCAAAACUUCGAUCUGGAAUUCUUCAUAAGACAGUUUGACAUGGUCGCAGAAGUAUCCCUAGGCAGCGUCACGGUCGAUGACUUUGUUGAUAACCCCCCUGCCGAGUUCAAGUCAAUAGUAUCAUCGGGAGACGUUGAGGACCGUAAACAAAAAAGAGAGCUUGUUCACGUCAAAUAUGUCAAGGUCAAGAAAGAGUCGCCCGAGUUCAUGUCUGUGUAUGACGGUGUUGAAACCAAUGUCAACGCAGCGAUUUCUACCAUCAACCUGAUCGUCACCAGGAAGACCUUGUUGACGUUGCUGGAUUUUAUUUUGAUCACGUUUGCGCCGGGUAACAACGACAACAACGCAAACACCCAGCAGAAAGCCAUAAGCCCCGAUGGUUCCGCAGUGGACAUUGUUGUCGACCCGCCAGCUGGGCAGCAGCCACAACAAGGAGGCGCUAUCCGGGUAAAGGUGGAUCUCAAGAGUAUCAGAAUGAUUCUCAAUAAUGAUGGGAUACGCCUGGCGACUCUCUCUUUCAAUCAGGCCGAUGUUGGGGUAUUUCUUCUGGGCAAGACCAUGCGCGUCUCAACCAAGCUGGGUGACCUGUCUCUCGUAGACGAUGUUAACCAGGGUGUCUCUGAAGAGUCAAGCCUUCGCAAGCUUGUCACUAUCCAAGGUGAUGACCUCGCAGAUUUCCGGUACGAAACUUUCGAUGUCGAGUCAAAGUCAUAUCCAGGGCACGAUUCUUUCAUUUAUCUACGGGCUGGUUCAGUCAAGAUCAACUUUAUGGAGGAACCCUUCAGGAAAAUUAUCGACUUCCUUGUUAAAUUCGGUAAAAUGCAGGCCAUAUUCAACGCGGCGAGACAAGCUGCAGCCAAUCAAGCCAAUCAGUUGCAGCAGGGCAACAGUCGGAUAAAAUUUGACGUCGUCGUCAAGACGCCAAUUGUGGUCUUCCCCAGGGUUGUAAUGCCAAGCCAGCCUAAACGGGAUCUCAUGACGGCCUACCUGGGUGAGAUCUACGCUCAGAACAAGUUUGCACCAUUGGAUGAUUCAGAAAACUCAGAGGUAGUACAGAAGUUGUCUGUCGGCAUACGGAACAUUCGCUUGACGUCGCUCUUCCACUAUCCGGAAGAUGUGACGGAGGAGCUGGAGUUGAUUGAUCAUGUCGACUUAGCCUUCAAGAUGACAUAUGCCGAACACAGGGAUGGCGCAAAACGACCAGAUCUUGAGAUUGAGGGACACAUGACGGAUUUCAAUCUGCGCAUCACGCAAUAUCAACUCAAGUUCCUACUUGAAAUCUCACGAUCAGUCCCAGCCGCAUUUGCUGGCGAUCCGGAUCAAUCGGUUGACGAGGCCGUGGAGCAGCAAGUCGACAAUUCUACUCUGCAAAAUGCUCGCAGUCAAUCAGAAGAAAGAAGCAAUUCGGGAGACAACCAACCGGUAGACCUCUCCCCUGAACUGGGCUCGCAAGCCGAGACCUGGACACGACUUGAUCUUGUGUUUGUUGUACACACUAUCGGGUUGGAACUGCUCAACGGUGCAGAGAACCGCCCGAUUGGCGACAGUGAGAAGGCCAGUCUUUCGCGCUUCUCGCUGGACGACAGCAAGCUCAAAACACGUAUCCAAUCCAACAACGCCUUGGAGGCCGAGUUUGUGAUCCACUCGUUCACAAUCCACGACAGCCGGCCCGGUGAGACAAACAAGUUCAGGAAGAUUAUGACAUCGCGCAAUAAGAACGUGCAACAGUUCAUGGCAAGCGUAUCGAUGACCGGCGGCGAUAAGCGAGACGUUAUUGCCCUAGUAGCCAUUGACAACCCGCGUGUCAUUUUUGCCUUGGACUAUUUGUUUACUAUUCAAAGAUUUGUCACAACCGCGUUGACAGUUGAGGAGCCCCAUGUCAUCGAGGAGCUACAAAGUCCUAUUGAGACUCCAGACGAAUCGGAUGCAGACUCGAUGCAAGUCACCUACUCUGGCCAGAGGUCAGGGAGACCCAGCACCAGUACCGAAAGAGGACAAGCAGCCAAAGGACCCGAAAACGCCGUGCCAAUGAACCUGGCAUUCCGUGUGAACGUCGUCGAUGCGCAGGUUAUCCUGAUUGCGAACCCUCUGAGUGCAAGCUCAGAGGCAAUUGUUCUGGGAACCAAGCAAGUCUUGAUAUCGAAACAGCAUGCCCUAACGCUGCAAGUUUCCGAGAUUGGCAUGUUCCUGUGCCGCAUGGACAAGUUUGAGGAAUCUCGACUGCGGAUCAUUGAUGACUUUAGCAUCAGGACCUCAAUGGAUACCUCUAUCGAGAACCAGACCAACAUCCACAUCGACAUUGAGCCACUCAUCCUACGUCUCGCGCUGCGCGAUAUCCUGGUCGCUCUGCAAAUCAUUGCCAAGGCUUCGGAGCUGUCGGGCAACGAUGAGCCUAGUCCUAAAGUUGGCACGGCAGACGCAAAGGCAAAAGAAUUGCGCCAAGCAGGUUUGAAGCAGCGUACAGCUAGUGGUAAAGGCCGUUCAACAAUUGCUGCAAACAAGACAAAGUCUGGCACAGUCGCCCCUAGCACCAGAAGCCAGCAAGGACAGAGGAGUGGCGGUGUUCAUGAUAUUUCGAAGCCUCAAGUCAGGCGCGAAGAGCUCACUGCUACGAUUGAAGGCAUCCGUGUCGUGCUGAUAGGGGACCUGCACGAACUGCCCAUCAUGGAUCUCAGCAUUAAGGAUUUCACAACAAGCGCCGAGGAUUGGUCCAGCAACCUCAAAGCUGAGACAGCAAUCGAAAUGUACAUUAACGUGUAUAACUUUUCCAAGUCCGCUUGGGAGCCUCUCCUGGAGCCUUGGAAAGUCGGAUUCGGCGUUGCAAAGAAUCCCGAGUCAGGAUUGCUAUCAAUCGAUGUGGCUUCGAAGCAAAUAUUCGAUGUGACCAUCACUACAUCUACAAUUGCACUCGCUUCCAAAUCCAUCGAGUAUCUUAGAAGGGAUGAGGAUGUGCUCGGAAAGCCAAGAGGAGUGGAGGCCCCAUACCGACUUUGCAACUACACGGGGUUCGACGUUGUUGUCACUGCAAAGAACCCGACAUCGAAUGAAAACAUCACCCUCAGAUUGGAAGAGGGCCAAGAAGCACCAUGGAGCUUUGAGGAUUGGGAGAAAAUGCGUGAGAGUCUCAUGACAGAGAGCAGUUCAAGCAGCGUGGCCGUUCAACUCGAGGGGAGCGGGUUCGAUCCUGUCAAGAACAUCCGCCUCAACCGCGAGGGUGAAUUCUUGUAUGGACUCAAGCCCAAAGCCGACAAGGUCCUCCACCGCAUGCUUGUCGAGGUGUCUCUAGGAAAUGACAAUGUGAAAUAUGUCACGCUGCGGUCGCCACUUUUGGUCGAAAACCAAACUCAAAUACCGGUUGAGCUUGGUGUAUAUGAUGCCCAGGAUGGUCACCUCCUCAAGAUUGAAAAGAUAGCCCCCGGUGAGGCGAGACCAGCCCCGGUGGGCGCAGUGUUCCUCAAGAGCCUCCUCGUGCGACCAGAUUCGGGCUUUGGGUACCAGUGGUCUUCAGAAACCCUAUGGUGGAAGGACCUGCUGAAGAGGCCGACACGAACAAUGGUUUGCAAGGGCGAGCAGGGCGACCCGUUUUAUUUCCAAGUUCAUGCGUCCUAUGAUAAGACCAACCCACUGACAAGUGUGUACCCCUAUAUGCGCGUGAAGCUUUCGGCCCCAGUUGUAUUGGAGAAUCUACUGCCCUACGAUUUCAAGUACCGAAUCUACGACAAGAAUACCAAGAAAGACUGGACAAACUUCCUUAGGAAAGGAGGUGUGAGCCCAGUUCAUGUCGUUGAACUAUCUCAUCUUCUACUCUUGAGCAUAGAUAUGCAGGACACAGUCUUCAAGCCCAGUGACUUUGCCAUCAUCAACUCGGGACAAAGCGAGGAAUACAAAAAAGAGACAGCCCUGACAUGCAGGGACGAGCAAGGACUUGUGUUGAACCUCAAGAUGCACUACUACCGGAUACCCAAUGGAGGUGGUGCUUUCAAGGUCACUGUGUACAGCCCUUAUGUCAUACUCAACAAGACGGGUCUCGAUAUCAACAUCAAGUCCAAAGGAUUCAUGCAACAUGCCAAGGCGGCUGCCGGUGGGCCAGGGCAAGGACGACAGUCGCUCAUUGACGUCUCUGACAAUGAGCGUCUCAAGGCACUCCCCAUCAUGUUUUCUUUUGGCAACGAUGAUCAACGCAAUCGUGCUAUGCUCAAGGUGGGCGAUUCGGAAUGGAGCAAAGGUCAGAGUUUCGAUGCUAUUGGUAGCACUUCGGAUGUUGUGCUCCAAUCUACGAGCCGAAAUGCAGAGAUACAUGUCGGUAUCUCGGUGCAGUCUGGCGAGGGUAAAUACAAGAUGACCAAAGUUGUCACCUUGGCACCAAGGUUCAUUGUGCAGAACAAGAUGGGCGAAGAGAUCAACAUCAGAGAGCCAAGCUCGUCCAGCCUCAUGUCACUGCAAAAAGACGCACUGCAGCCACUGCAUUUCCUGCAGAGGACAUCUGUCAAACAGCUGUGUCUUUGCUACUCGGGCGUCAACAACCAGUGGAGUGCGCCUUUCAAUAUAUCCGACAUUGGCACCCAGCAUGUCAAGAUUGCGCGGGCUGGGCAUAGACAGCAACUGGUUCGGGCAGAGGUCCUGAUGGAAGAUGCCACCAUUUUUGUUACGCUGAGCAAGGAAACCAAGAACUGGCCCUUCUCGAUGCGCAACGAAAGCGAUACCGAGUUUACCUUUUAUCAGGCCAAUCCCAAUAUGGACGAGGAUGGUGCCGAGGACCGAUCAGGCUGGCGACAGAUAAGAUACCGCCUGCCACCCCGUAGCAUCAUGCCGUACGCCUGGGAUUUCCCUGCCGCGAAACACAAGGAAGUGGUAAUCAGUGCGAAUGGCAAGGAGCGGCAUGUGAAACUUGCCGAGAUUGGUAACCUGGUGCCCAUGAAGUUCGUGGCAGCGUCAGGGCAGGCAAAGAUCAUCGACAUCAACGUUGCCGCCGACGGCCCAACGCAGAGUCUUAUUUUGAGUAACUUCAAGCAGUCCAAGAGUUUGUACCGGCAAAAGUCGCAUCUGCAUCGCAGCAAUACGGCUUCAAGCAGCACAACCGAUGCCGGGUUCGAGGUCAAGAGUCAAGAUUUGGGAACCACGUUCCAGGCUCAGCUCAAGCUGGCAGGCAUAGGGGUCUCGCUGAUAACCUCGCAGCUCAAAGAGCUGGCUUAUAUCACGCUACGUGACGUGGAACUCAAGUACAGCGAGUCGCCGCUAUACCAAACCGUCAGUCUCGCGGUCAAGUGGAUACAGAUUGACAAUCAGCUAUUCGGGGGCAUAUUCCCCAUGGUGCUAUACCCAAGUGUGGUUCCUAAGCGUGCGCAAGAGAUCGACGCGCACCCGUCGCUGCACGCGCAAGUCACUCGGGUGAAGGACGAUUCGUAUGGCGUGCUGUACAUCAAGUACGCCACGGUCUUGCUGCAGCAAAUGACGGUCGAUUUAGACGAGGAUUUUGUCUAUGCCGUUCUUGACUACUCCAAGGUACCUGGGACUGUUUGGACGAUCGAGGAAGAGGAUGGAACUCUUUGCGACGACAAUCUCGACAUACCAAGGCCGCAACAGCAGCAAGCCGCUCAGGACAUCUACUUUGAAUUGCUCAACAUUCAGCCAAUGCAGCUUGAUUUGUCCUUUGUGCGCACUGAGCGGAUCAACGCAGAGGACAAGACUUCGUCACGCAACCCACUGAUGUUCUUCCUCAACGUCAUGACUAUGGCGAUAGGCAACGUCAAUGAUGCACCGCUUCGCUUGAAUGCCUUGAUGUUGGAGAACGUGCGUGUUUCGAUACCUCUGCUGGUACAAAACGUUUCCAAUCAUUACAGUCAAGAAGCGCUCUACCAGGUGCACAAGAUCUUGGGAUCGGCCGAUUUCCUGGGCAAUCCUGUGGGCUUGUUCAACAACAUCUCAUCAGGUGUUGCCGACGUGUUUUACGAGCCAUACCAGGGACUGAUCAUGUCAGAUCGUCCCGAGGAUAUUGGUGUGGGCUUGGCGAGGGGAGCUGCGUCGUUUGCCAAGAAGACGGUAUACGGCUUCUCAGACUCGUUCUCGAAAUUCACAGGAGCCAUGUCAAAAGGUCUCGCGGCCGCCACCUUGGACAAGCAGUUCCAGGAUCGAAGACGCAUCACGCGUGCACGCAACCGACCCAAGCAUGCCCUGUAUGGGGUCACGGCUGGUGCGAAUUCAUUGUUCACCAGUGUUGCUUCUGGUGUAGGGGGACUGGCAAGGAAGCCUCUUGAAGGUGCAGAGCAGGAGGGCGCGCUAGGUUUCUUCAAAGGCGUGGGCAAGGGAGUGCUGGGCUUCACAACGAAACCGGUUAUCGGUGUGUUGGAUCUUGCAUCCAACGUAUCCGAAGGCAUACGGAAUACAACGACCGUGUUUGACGGGUCAGAACUUGACAGGGUGCGUCUCACUCGAUUCAUAUCCAAGGACGGAAUCGUGCGGCCGUACAGCCAACGCGAAGCUCUAGGACAAUCAUGGCUCAAGCAGGUUGACAACGGCAAAUACUUUGAUGAGGAGUACGUUGCUCAUCUUGAGCUACCACGCGAGGACGUUGUGGUAAUGGUGACGUACAGCAGGAUCCUGUUAAUCAGGAGUCGUCGGCUUACGACUGAAUGGGACAUACCACUCAAGGAUGUGCAGACGAUCAGCAAGGAGCGGACGGGACUCAGCCUUGUGCUUCGAGGUGGGCAGAACGGGCCAUUCAUUCCAGUUGGGGAGGAGAGCGGACGGGCGUUCCUGUACAGGAGCGUCGCCAUUGCGGUGGAGGAAUUUAAUCGGCGCUUUAGAGCGUUGGAGUAG